AUGGGUAAGGUACCACAGGAAGAAUCUUCGGAAGAAAACCUGGCGAUAACAGUGCUGUCUUUAUUUGUAAAUGAAGUUGAAAUCACAAAUUUAUGGAAAUUUGAUUCAAUCGAAAUCAAUGAUCCUGUUGAGAAAAAAUUUGAGAACGAGAUUGAUCUUCGGACCAAGGAGCAUUUUUUAGAAACGGUAACAAUUAAUAAAGAUGGUCGAUAUGAGGUUUGUUUACCAUGGUCUGAUGAUAAGUCACCUUUGCCCGACAACUUGGAUUUGGCGAGGAAAAGGCUCGACUACAUUACCUCAAAACUUAUAGCUAUGAAUAUGUAUGAGAAAUAUGAAAAUAUUCUUCUAAAUUGGUUAGAUGAAGACAUAAUAGAGGAAGUUCCGACCAACGAAAUGAACUCUUAUGGUAAUUAUUUACCUCACCGUGCAGUGAUAAAACUAAGCAGCAGCACUACUCCAAUUCGUCCGGUAUUUGACGCUUCAGCGAGAUUAGCAAAUUAUCCAUCUUUGAAUCAGUGCUUGGAAUGUGGUCCUAAUCUCAUUGAGCUUAUUCCAAAUAUUCUUAUUCGAUUCAGAGAGGGACAGCUUGGCGUUAUAGCUGACAUCAGGAAAGCUUUUCUGCAAAUUAGUAUUCCUUCAGUAAUUGAGUACCAUAUUCAAAAAUGUGAAGGAUUUGAAAAAUCUUUGAAGAAAAGACUUUUGGAGAGUUUCUACAUUGAUAAUGUCGUUACUAGUGUCGACAGUAAAGACCAAUUAGAUCGAUUCAUCGACAAUUCUAAAACCUUGAUGGCAAAAGGUGGUUUUGAUCUUAGAGAAUGGGAAUGGUCUGGCGACUGUGAAACUAAUUCAAAGGAAGAAACUCAGGUAUUAGGUCUUAUUUGGAAUAAGAAAUUAGACACUUUGAAAAUUAACAUGAAAUAG
Argiope bruennichi is the source of this 921-nucleotide messenger RNA. RefSeq lists its product as uncharacterized. The transcript is spliced from 2 exons. The coding region runs from base 1 to 921 and encodes 306 amino acids. Lineage: Eukaryota; Metazoa; Arthropoda; Arachnida; Araneae; Araneidae. The record is from RefSeq and is a predicted model, not a curated record.